AUGGCCGCGACCGCUCCUGGCGGUGCUUUCCUGGUGGUGCUCUCCGCGUGCGUCGUCGCCUCGUCCGGCGGAAUCCUCGAGUCCCUCCUGGGGUGGGAGCUGCCGGAGGCCGAGGCCCGGGCCGGCGGGGCCGGCGGGGCCGGCGGGGCAGGGGCCAGCCCCGAGUGCUGGUGCCAGGCCUCCGGGUGUCUGUGCUGCGUCGACCUCAACCUCACUUCCACGAUCGACCUGGGCGGCCCCGCCUGCGUCAACGUCAAGCAGAAGGAGGAGAACGUGUCCCUGAACCUGAGCUACGGCGACAACCCCAUCCACAACGCCACCACGAGGCUAGCCGACGCCGCCGACAAGCCCACCUGCAUGAACCUGCUGUCCGACCUGGCCCAGAUCUGCGCCAAGUUCGUCUCCGUGAGGCGCGCCGAGGCCGGCCACGACGCCUGUCUGCGGAUCGAGCCCGCCCUCCUGGGCGCGCCGCAGGCCUCCUACCCCGUGGGCUGCUUCAACUUCCACCAGGGCGUCCGCCGGAUCGAGGGCCCCCCGCCCGCGGAGACCGCCGACGCCCCCGAGGACGAGGACGCGGCCAUCGGCCCGGAGGAGCUCAUCGCCGCCGUGUCGGCCAGCGCCGAGCAGGGCAUCGCCCUCUUCUCCCGGUGGCUGGGUCUGGCCCUGAGCCCCGAGCCGAGCCCGCCGGCCGCCCGGGCGGCGCGCGCCAUGCAGGACGCGGCCAACCGGGACGAGCGGUUCAAGCAGCUCCUCAGCGCCCAGGACAACAUCCAGAAGGAGUCGGCGCGCAUCGGCCACGCGGACGCCACGAGGACCACCUUCGUCUACGCGCAGCCCCCCAAGGAGGCCGCUCGUCGGCUGCCGGUCAUCCCCAGGGAGUCUCGCCGGGGGGGCAGGGCCUACGACAUCCACCGGCACGUCAACGAGGUCUGA
This is a messenger RNA of Orussus abietinus, 933 nucleotides long. RefSeq lists its product as uncharacterized. The transcript has 4 exons. Bases 1 to 933 code for a protein of 310 amino acids. The record is from RefSeq and is a predicted model, not a curated record. NCBI's taxonomy places the organism in Eukaryota, Metazoa, Arthropoda, Insecta, Hymenoptera, Orussidae.